Plodia interpunctella (Indianmeal moth) is the source of this 7598-nucleotide messenger RNA. RefSeq lists its product as uncharacterized. The coding region runs from base 545 to 3646 and encodes 1033 amino acids. The record is from RefSeq and is a predicted model, not a curated record. The transcript has 2 exons. Lineage: Eukaryota; Metazoa; Arthropoda; Insecta; Lepidoptera; Pyralidae.
GGCUCAGCUCAGUCCGUGCCGGGGCCGCGUCCGCGCGGUCGUCGCCUGCUCUCUGUCCGCUGCGGCCGGAGUGUCUCCGCGACCGCGGGCGCCCGGCGGCGGCGGCGAGCCUCGCGCCGCCCGCCCCCGCGCUCAUGCCGCACCCCUGCGCAGCCUCAGCGCGCCCCCUGCAGCCCCCAAGCCCGCCGCCGUGCGCCGCCACAGCCUGGCAGCGCUCUCCGCUCCCGAGCCCGCGCCCGCGCCGCGACUGCGGCCCGUCUUCCUCUGGGCGAAACAGCUCGACGGCACGGUGCAGGAGGUCCGCUGCGAGGACUACGACCCGCGCAACCGCAUCCGCAUAGUCCGCACGCCCACCGGCUGGCGCGUCAUCCCGCGCACCGAGAUCUACAACGCGAUCCGCGUGCCGCUGACGCCGAGGCGCGAGCGCCGCUCCCGCCGCCGCCGCCGCUCCGGCCGCUUCGAGCGCCAGUGCGAGCCCGUGGCCGCGUGGCUCGCUCCCGACCUGGAGUCCCACAUCCCCUCGCACACGAUCGCAGUGCCCCGCAUGGUGCAGCCGUCGCCGCCGCCCGAACCGACGCCGCUCGACAACCUCCUCGCGGUGGCUGAGCUCGAGUUCAACCAACAGCGCGGCGAGGAACUGGAACUGGAGCUACAAGCGUCCUCUAACGGCCAGUACGCGUUCCUGCCGGAGGAACAAGUAGCUCGAGACGUGAUGUCCUUCGAGCUCGGCGAACCGAAGACGGAUGAGAUGUUCUUCGAGCGUAAAACGCAUGCACCGGAGCGCGCGGCCGAAGACGACGCAUUCCAGAGUGAUAUGGGUGUUCAUAAGGAUUUGUUUGAUACUAUCAGUGAGGCACACUAUUUACCAGAGCUUACCGGGCCGCAUGAUGAAGCUUUGCUGGAAUCUCUUGUAGAGAAAGGUUGUGAAGAUAAUCAGAUUUUAGGCCAGGCGCUCGACAAGCUAGCGCAUCUCGUUCAUGGUUCAGGCGAUUAUGCUGAAGAGGAGGAAGACAUGAUGUUGGGAGGUGCUCCGGUCGCUGAUAUCAUUGACCGGUUAGAGCAAUCUCUGGAAUCACCCGGACGUAGCAGUAUAACCGCUGCACAAGGUUUACUUCAUCUACAUCAUAUAGGAGAUCAUCUCCCGCCUCCAGAACAACAACAAGAUGUAGAUCAAACGUAUAUAAGUGAUGAUGUAUUUGUCCCGGAUCCCCCUACGGAAUGUUCAUUGGAAGCAUUGCAUACUGGAGCAGAUAUACAGGAAAUGGAUCAAGUUAACCUUUUAGAACAUUUUAAUAAAGAAAAGAAGCUAGAAAAUGACGUUAAUAUUACUGAUGUCAUGUAUACCGAACCUGUACCUGAAACACAUGCUAAUUACGAAAACAAAACGUUUGAAGAGCAACAGACACAAUCUAUACCUGAUCACAGUGAAGUUACACUACCUCCUGUAACAAAUAAUGAAGAAAAUAGUGCGAAAACUAGUGAUUCAGUUCCGAAAAUGGAAGUUGAUGAACCUGAGCAACCGGAUGUACAAGAGCCAAAGCCAGAACAAGAUAUUGUACCUAUGGACUUUGAAAAUGACCUUGCACAACCAUCCAAUAAUGAUGAAAUGACACCUACAGACUUAAGCGUAAAAGCCGUAAAUAAGCCUACUAUUCCAGUCGUAGUGGCCAGCGUAGCAGAAACCACAAAUGCUACCGAAGACAAUCUCUCUGACAAAAGUGACGAACAACCUAGAGACUUGAGCGUUCACCGCAGGUUGCCUACUCCGCAUGCGUCGCCGCGAAGGAUAGAUAUACCACGGGCGCCGUCGAGGGAGUCAGACGCUAUGCAAUCACCCCAACCGAGUGGCAUCCCCGCCGUGCCGUCUUCACCAGAAAUAUUCACUAUGCCACCCACUAAAAGUAAACAAACUCUGUUUUUAGAAACCCUUCUGUCUUCGCCUUCGCCUAAAAUGUACACAUCUGAGGUGACGAUCACUAAACAACAAUGCGAGCCUUUAAAUCUAGGUAAACAUCGAAAAUCUGCAAGCCCUACUGUCUCCAGCUGUUCAGACGAAAUGAGGAAGUUAAACAAAGAUUUUGAAGAGCCACAAGAGAAAAGGAUAAAACGCGAAUCCACUGAAGAUUUGGCCAAAAUUAGUAAAGUAUUUAAUAAAUGCAGUGAAGACCAAAUAUCUGGAUCUAAAGAAAAGAAAACUGACAAACCAAGUCGUAAACCAACUGAGGAAGCGAAUCCGAGUCCUAUCAAACAAUUACAAGUCUUAAAAACAAGUCCAGAUUUUAACAUUCCAGAUCCGUUAUUGAUUCCAAAAGACAAACUGAAUGGUAUAUUAGAAGCUCCAGCUAAAGAAAUACCAGCGUUGUUAAUACAACGUCCUGAAUUGAGACUGCCUCAAGCAUUUGCGUUCCCUUCAGUGUUGCAAGACCCUGAAAUACUCGUUGUUUCUUUACAACAGUUAGAGAACAUCUUAGAAAAUGAUGCUAAACCCAAUGCCGUUCCGUUUCCUAAGCCGAAAGUAAUGGUAAAGCCUGCGAAGAUUGAAUCUCCAAAGAGUGCACCCACACCUACACCUACAGAGCAACCGACAACGCAGCCUGACCAGAGUAGGCCCGACCAAAGUCAACCUAAACCUAUUCCAUCAAUGGACGCCUUGGCUGGCGAUAUCGACGCUGCAACAUCUGCCGCUCUCAAUCAAAUGUUAUGGCUGCCAUAUCUCAGUCAGUUAGAGGCAAUGGCGGCUUGUUCGCAAAACAUGGAUUUCCUAAAAGCUCUCAACUCAUCUGGAUACACAGCUUCAAAUUACCCUGAUUUAUCACAAAUGUUCAACCAUUCAGCAAGAUUUAUGGGUCCGGCGGGCUUUCCUAUGAUGCCUCCUAUGGAUUACGAUAACCGGUUGCAGUUCGCAAUGUGGCAGGAAGCGAUGAACCAGGCGAACGCGUCGCAGAGACAAAAACCUUCAAUGGAAGCUCAAAUGAAGGAGUUAGCGUCGAAAUCCAGUGACGUGCAAAACCCAUACGUGCAUUCCACUAAAAGUCAUCAAAACAAAACGCAUUCCGCGGCACGCACUAGUCCCAUAGCUCACAAUUACAACAGCAAUCAGCGCGCCAUGGCUCACAACCCGUUCUUGCAAGGGAUGUAUCCCGGUAUGAACCCGAACAUACGACCGAACAUGCCGCUGCCGGGCCUUCAAAUACCGUAUUUUAACCCAAAUAUGAUGAGUCAGAGAUCGCCGCGAACGGGCCAGCAGAAAAGUCCGACGUCCCCGUACUAUCCGAACAACAAUUACUUGCAAUCUGUGAAGCAAUCUGAGAGUAAUCACCAGAGAAGUAAUAGUACAAGUUCACAAGAGUCGCCACGUCCGCGGAUCAGUGUCAAGUCGCUCUCGAAUUUGAUGGAGCCGACGGCCGCGGCUGCUGCUUCAGGCGUCGGGUCGUCGGCGCGGAGGAGCAGCUCGUCCGCGGCGCUGGGCCGGAGGAGGGAUGAGCCGGAGGUCGGCAGCACCACGCCGCUCGGAGAGCCGCCGCCGCACCUGCCCCCACAUCCGCACGAUCCUUCAACGUUCCAUUUAUGGCAUCCGCUGUUUGGCAACCAAAAGAACUAUAGCAGCCCUUGGAGCUGGACGACGGUGGCCGCGACGGGCGAAUGACCGCGGGCCCCGCGCGGGCCGCCCGCGCACCCGCAGUGAACGGGGGAGGGGGGGCAGACGGUGGGGGGCGAGGGCUCGUAAGGCAUUAUUGGCUUCAAAUUAUUGAACUUUAUCUCAAUGAGGACGCAGGGUGAGAAGCGCUAGGUGUGACAUCAUCAUUACCACGAUGUACGCGGUUGUAUUACAUACUAUUUGAAAUGACGUCACGCCGCAUAAUAUUACUAAACAUGGCAACUUUUCUAGUGCUUAAUUUAUUAAAACAUGUUCAUACGAUUCAUUGCUAGAUUAUUUCAAUAGCAAACCAAACAUCUCUUAUAGUCUGACCAGAAAGUGAAGAAAUUAUACGAGUGCGCUGUCUCCUGUUGGCUGGCAACACUGGGUGUUUAUCAACCAAUCUUGACCAUUAUAGUUGGUGUUGCCAAUGUAGUUCGUCGAAAAUCCGUUUCUUUAAUUUCUGGACAGACUUUAUGUGGUCAGAACAAAAAACAUAGAUACAAUAUUAUCACACCUAGUGCUUUUUCAGAUCAGUAAUCUUAACUACCUAAACCUCAUCUUUGCUUCCUCAUCUUGAGUUCAAUCACACUCGAAUUAUUAAUUUAAAAAAAAAAACAAAUUCUCAAAAAGAAAAGGUUCUCUAACCAAAGCCUUCGCCCGCCCAGCCUAAGUCAGAAGUGAACGAAUUGAUCCGUCCGGUAUAGUAGACCCCCAGUCGCUGCGGAACCUGGACUCCACGUGAACUGAUCUGUAACUCGUUGCCAACUCAUUCCAACCAGCUUUAAUUCGACUUUCGUAUUUCUUGUCGCAUGUAUACGUUAGCCCAACGUCCCAGCCAAUCUCAGUGCUUAGUUGGUGACCUGUGAGACAGGUCUUCGGGCCUAGAUCAGGCACCAGAUUUCCACAACUGUAGUGAUCAACAUCUUCAUCAAAUGUUCAUCACAUUAUAUUAAUUUUUCUCAAUGUGUUUGUGUAAGAAUGGUAUUCCGCUUGUCAAAUUCUGAUAUCGUAAGAUGAAACAAGAACAUUUGACAAGUAGAAAACCGGCCUAAGAAUGCUUGAUUGGCCACAAUGUUGGACUAAAGUGUACAUUGAUUUUAGACCAAAGCCCAGGUCCCGUCUAUUAAUGUACUGUAGUUCCUACAUUACUUUCAAAUUAGUUGAUUAUCAGCGAUAGACUUCUAGGGUCGAUUCGCACGACACCGCACCUCUCUCACGCUCUUUUAUCUGGCAACCUCAGUAAAACACAAUACAGAUACGUUCACACCGCUAUGCCUAUCGUACGGAAUUGCUAAUUCUAAUGUGAAGCCACCUUUAAGCAUCUGCAUCGGCUACUACACUCUCAAUCGUACUUUAUCCCAAUAGAAAUAAGACGGUAAUUUGAACAAAACGAUUUGAGAAUCUAGUUCCGUAUUUAAAUUUGUUAAGAACGGUUAACGAAAUUGGCGCCAAUUAGUGUUACCAUAUGUAGAUGCUCAGAAAACUAUCAUAUCUAUAAAUUAAGUGUUUAUCGGGUACAGUGACGGAAAGUGCAUAGAACAUUAUUUAUUAGUUGUGAUAUUUAAGUAUAUGACACGAAGCGCGCCGGCGGCAGCGCAUUAGUUCCAAAAGAGUGCAAUGAAAGUUGGACUGUACAUCGUAGUUAGAAAAGUUAAGUGGCAGUGUAUGAUGCAUUUAAUUUAUAUGUGCGGUGACAACAAGUUGUUUUUGUAAAACUGAACUGUUGUAAAAAUGUUAUUUUUACGUUUAUUUUAAUAAGUACCUUAUUGAUAGUUUCCGUUUUUUUAUAUAAUCGUUUUAUUGAUGUUUUAUUGUAAUUCCAAAGGCGACUUGUUGACAUCCUUUGUAAUAAUAACCGUGUUCCAGCCGACGAUUUCUAUAGAAUGUUAUUCAAAUAUAUUUUGUCCUUGAGAUGGAAUACACGUGUAUUGAUUGGAGUAAGUACAUUCUUUGUUAUUCGUAAGCCUAUUAGAAUUAUAUCUUUCAUGAAAGCAAAAGUCAUCAAUAAAAGAACUUUCAUUAUCUAGCUCAUAAUUAAUUGAAAGAAUUUAUCUGCCCUAUAAAAAACUGAAGGCUAAGUCACAUGUAAAAUGAUAUCAAUAUUUUGGGAAAAAAAACUACCAAUCAGUAUAAAAUAAACAAUCGUCGGUUGGUAACAUUGUUCUGGCUAAAAUGAGAGGGCCUAGCUGAAGAAACACUCGUGAUCUCUUUCCCACUGUGUUAUUAAUAAGUAUACUCAUGUUAUAGGACAUUGUACACACUAAUAAAUCAAAUCAAAUCAUUUAUUCAGAAAUUAGACCUUCACAGGCACUUUUUCUCGUCAAUCAUUAUAUAUAUAGUUAUUUCUCACAAGCUACAAACUACUGGCAUUUCGGAACGACCACUGCUGAGAAGAAAUGCCGAAAGAAACUCAUUUGAACAGUGUUGGUCCCUAUCAUGCCAGAUCGGCUUACCAUUAUUGUUUCUUAAAAUGUUUUUUUUUUCUAAUAAUAUAUAAUAACGGGAUAGAGGCUAUUUUUUUAGAAAUAUAAAAAAUAAUAUUAGCUUUUUUAUUUAAGUGUCUGUACAAUGAUGUAAGUAUAUGGAGUAACGAUAAACUUAGUAAAAAUAAAGUAAAAUAAAAGUGGUUUCUAUACACGUGAAGAAAAUUGUAUCUAACCUUCUAUAACAACACUGUUACUUCCACAAAAUGGAUUAAUUUUUCUACAAAAAUAAUAUUUGAAUUAUGUAUAGUCUGUUCCUUAGCUACAAGGGAAAAAAACAAACAAUCGAUUUGCUUUUUGUCUUUGUUUUUCUUAUGCAUUUGUAAGUAUAUUGCGCUCACGUUCAAAUGAUUAUAACUUCACUCGAGUCAAAUUCGCUUCAUAGCUUCAGAAACAUGCAUAUUAUGGAAAAAUCAUUUUAAAUAUAUUAAAUUCGUUCGGUUGGUGUGUACAUUCCUACUCUCUCACUUUGGCCAGCCAAGUCUGUGUUAGAUCUGUAGUGAAACCGAUUCUCUUUCUUAUGAUUUCUAUUUCUAUAUUAACAAUAGAUAAUAAUAAUAAAUGGGUCUAAUAUUACUCUAAUAUAAUAUAAUAAUCAAAUCAUACAUGUGUCUCAUACAAAUUCUGUAUAAUACGAAUAGAAUUUGUAUGUAAUGUGUUUUAUUUUUAUAGAUUAUAGAACAACAAGUUCUAGUUAGUCAUAAGAAAUUGAUGUCGGUGCAAAAUAAUUUUUUUUUAUAUAAAAAAAAAUAAACUAUUUAUUUCGUUGUUAUUUAAGUUUUUUUUUAUUGUUCUCGUUACUUUCCUUGGGAAUCUUUAUCGAUUUAGUAUUAAUAAGUACAAUUUCAUGUGCAGUGUGUAAACGGGACGCGAAAUAUCGGUAACCACCGGUAAAUAUCGGUAAACGUCACUUCUGGCUAAACCUGUUAAAAUGUAAUUUGACAGCAUUGGUGUUGACUAUAUCCGUGCAAAGUAUAAAGUCAGUUUUUAAUAAGGUGUUUUGUAAUACCCGUUUUAAGGGUAUAUAAAUAUUGCCAUCUCGCUCUCAUACAGUCGCUGUUCAACCGCGACGAUUGACAAUCAGGGCUACCAUUCUUUUUCCCCCAGAUUUAAAAUUUUUGCGCGGAUUCAGAAAUGUCAAAUUGGAUUUUCUGUUUUAGACAACAGUACUGGCAACACCUUUUGAUUUAAUCCUUUUCUAGUGUACAAUCCAUUUUUUUUCUAUUCAGAUUGUAUCACUUUAGGCCGGUCGCCGUUUCGAGUUUCAGUCCCGUUGGGCUGAAUGUUGGUUAACUAGUGAAUAUUCACUAUUUCAAAAGUUUCCUGGUGUAAUUACGAUUUGAUAAAUGAAAUUACGCUUCUAAAGUGUGUUACUAUGUAAAUAUAGGAGGAACUAAUACCUACUAUAAUAGUGAAUGUUGUAAUUUGUAUAUAAGUAACGAAAAUUAAAUUUUAAAUACAUAGAUAAUAUUGUG